This is a messenger RNA of Cricetulus griseus (Chinese hamster), 261 nucleotides long. NCBI's taxonomy places the organism in Eukaryota, Metazoa, Chordata, Mammalia, Rodentia, Cricetidae. The record is from RefSeq and is a predicted model, not a curated record.
AUGGCUAAACACCUGAUCAUUGCCAGGGCUGUGAUGGUUCCGGAGGGGAACGUGCAAGGUGCAUAUAGGACCCUGAAUCAAAUCCUCACUACUGACCGGCUUACUGAAGUCAUACAGCGAAGGCGCUGCUAUGAGAAACCCUGCCGCCGCCGCCAGCGGGAGAGCUAUGAAACAUGCCAGAGGAUCUGCAACAUGGAAAUGGCUCGAAAAAUUAACUUCUUGAUGCGGAAGAACCGGGCAGAUCCAUGGCAGGGCAGCUAA